AUGAAGAAGUUCACCUCCCUAGGCAGCGGCUCCAGCAGCCGCAAGAAAGCGGAGAAAGCCUCGCGCGCGGCUGCGGAGGCCGGCAGAGGCCAGGCCGUAGACGGCGGCUACAGUCUCGACUCGAGCGCAUUGAACGAGUUGGAGAUGCUUCGCGUGGAAAAUGCCCACCUGAAGCGGUUGAUUGAGCAGCAGAAUGAAGCGCAGGGCGACGACGGUGCCAGCGCCGCCGAAAUCGCGCGUGUGCGAAGGGAACGCGAUGAGCUUCAGAUGAAGCUUUCAAAGCUGCAGGCAGAGUAUGACACGCUGCAGCGGGACUACGCAAAUCUUCAACGAGAUCGACGGAUUGAGGUCGACGAGCGCCAUAGCGAGACACGCACGGUGGAGGCUCAGAUCGAGUUUAUGAGUCAGCAGCAUCAACAGGAGCUGCAAGAAAAAGAGAGCCGCAUCCGCGAGCUGGAAAUGAAGCUCGUCGACUUGGAGCAGGAAGUGGAGCUUGCGCAGAGUCCGGCGCACUUUAUCCAAGCGCGGUCGCUUGACUUCGAUGAGAUGAAGGAUCGCGUCGCGGAUCUAGAAAAGAGACUGCAGGUCGCCAAGGCUGACAACCAGAGACGUGCGGAAGAGGCAGACCGGCUGCGCGAAGAGCUCGAAGCCGCCAAGGCGAAGGGCGCCGACGAGGGGGUUGUUGCGGCGGCGAAGGCCGAGCGGGACUACUUCAAGGCGCAGCUCGAGGCGAGAGAUGCCAAAGCGAGGAACUAUCAAGAAAAAUCGGACGAGCUCGAGCAACAGACGCAAAUGCUUUCUGAAGAGCUGCACAGAAAACAAGAAAUCAUCAGUUCUUUGGAGUCGCAGAUUUCAGACCUGCGCAUGCGAGACUCUGGCGGGGUGCGGGAAGCGGAAGGCGGCGCGGCGGAAGGCCUUCCAGCCGACAUCAGGCAGCUGCAGCAGCUUGUGAAGGAAAAGGAACAAGCUGUCUGGCAUCUCAGCGACCGGCUGCUUGCCAUCAGCAGCGAGAAGGACGCGCUUGAGCAGAGCAAUCGCCAGCUGAAGGCGGAGCUCGAGAGCACCCAAGUCUCUGCGCCACAGCCACCGACUCCCUCGGGGAAGAAGUCAAAAAAAGUGUGUGAAGAAAGCCACCAACAGGUUCAGACUCAGCUCGCGCAGGCACAGACGCAGCUGGCCGCUUUGAGGGAGGAGAAGGACAGCCGGGAGCGGCAGUCGCAGAGUCGCAUUAGCGAGUUGGAGCGGAAGAGCGGCGACUUCGAGCGGCAAGCGAAGCGCAGCGAAGAACGCGUACAUGACCUGGAGCGCGACAGAGAUCGCCUUGAGGCUCUGCUGAAGAAAAAGGACGCCGAAAUCGAGGCCCUCGAAGUCUCAAAGGAGUACCAGGUGAAGGCCUUGGCGGUUGCGCGGACGGUGACGCUUCCUGUACACCACGAGAAAUCCGAAGGCGACACCCAAGCGGGCAGCAGCUUGACUGCAGAGGACUUGCGCAUCGAGCUCGCGCUCAAGUCUGCCGCACUCCGCGCGUUGAGCGUCAAAAACGCGCAUCUGAACGAUGUGCUGCAGCGACUGCGUCUCGCGAGCAGCACCGAAACUACCGAGAGAGAGCUCGAGGAAGCGCAACGCUCACUGCAUGCCACCAGCACGGAGCUUCGCCUCGUUGAGGGAAAUCUGAAGAAACUUCAAGAGGAGAAGACCAAGCUUCAGGCGCGGUUGGCUCGCGUGGAGACCGAGCUGGAGGUCUGGCGCAAGGACGCGCAGACUGCGCGGGCGGCGCUGGCGGAAGCCCAGACGCGAAACGCGCGAACGGCAGAUCAGUACAAGGUGCAGAGUGACAGAUACUCCUCGAUGCUCGCGCGGGCGAUGGCGGACACCGAGCGCCUUCAACAGGAACUCACAAAGGAGCGAAGCGCACGCCGAGAGGCCGGGAAGGCGUUCCGCAAGGAGCUGCGAGCUCUUCGGGCGUCGAAGGCUCGCCGUCUCGACUUUGAAGACGUGGAUCCUCUUCAUCCACUGCCGUUGCCCUCGGGCGGCGCACCUGCGCAGGAGGCUGACGCCCUCCUUCACUCCGAGCCAAAGGCGGAAGGAGAAGUGAAGCAGGCGAGCGGAGUCGACACCGCGGGAAUUCUGGUGCCAGCUGCGAUGGUUUACUCCUCACGAAGCGAGCCUCCGCACGCGGCGGGGGGAUGUGCGGGCGGGCAUUCAGCAGACGCCUCGGGUGUCUAUACACUGCAGUCCGCGCCCUCCGGCGGGGUCUCCCCGGUGGCGGCCGCUGCAUCCGCCGCGCCGAUCUACGCCUCGUCGUCUGCGGUGCCCUCUUCCUCAGAGUCUGUGCGGGUCUACGGAGUGCCGGCGGCGGUAAGCACGGGCGUCCUCCCCAGUGAGGUGUACGUACACCGCCUGGACGGCCGCACUGAGAAGUACCUGACAGAUGACGAGGUUUACUACGUGCUGGGCGAAGACGGGGCUGUGCGAUGCGUGCCUCGCAUCAAGCGCGCGCCGGGCGACGACGACGGCGACGGCGAAAAAGACGCGUCUGCGCCGAAAGUCUCAGAGGAAGAUCAGCGCCUCGCUGCGAGGAUUCUGCGGCAGUACGUGGCAGAGGCCGAGGAGGAGCGCAGGACGCGAAGCGAGACGGGCGGCGAUGCCUCGGCGUCUCACAGAACGGACUCUGCCGCGUCUGCGGGGGGGAGAGCGACCGCGGAGCGCCAGCGCGACAGGCGCGAGAACGACGGCUGUAGGAGUCCAGUCAACGAAGCUUCGCGCGACGAUGAGAGCGACGUCUCCGUGCCGAGGCUGUCCUGGGCUAAGGAGACUCGCGAAGGGCGAGGCAACGUGCAUCGUGCGGCUGUGGUGUCGCGGAGCAGCUUGGACUCGCCGCUCCACGGGUUCCGCGGCGCUGACACGCCGAGCUACGGCUUCGGGGACAGCGCGCGCGAGGACCCGUUCGACAUGGAGCGCAGCCUCUUCACAGAUCUGCCCUCGAUUGCGCACGCCCACAACAAACUCAGCUCGCACCAGCCGCUCUCGAAGGAGCAGACCGCCUUCUCGCUCUCCCCCGAGGGGUCGCGGCUCAUCAGCACGGCCAGCGACGCCUCCGCGCCGGGCUUCUCUGAGGGCAGGGACCGGCGCCGCCCCCAGGGCCCGUCUGCAGUCCCAUGCCGCGCGCUCGACUCCCUGUUGUCCCUAGACGAGUUGUUUCCGUCGCGACGGGCUUUGCGGCUUCCAGACGCCGCCAGAGGCCCCCACGCGGACACCGGCGGGGGGAGCGGCGACGCAGGCGGAGACGCGGCAUGGCGUGCCGAAGCCGAGCGCGCAGACGAGUCCCCCAGAGGCGACGACGGGAGUUGCCCUCUAGACGGGGAGGAGGAAAGUCCGCCUGGUGCGUCUGAGCAAACAGAGAGCCGGGAGAACGAAGACAACGUCCCCAAGAACGGCGCGACGCGGGGGACAGAGGGCGGGGCGAAACUGAGGCGCGUGUCCUCUCCGCCUGAGCCCAGCAGUCACGGAAGUGUGUCGCGCUUCGUGGAGCAUCUGCACUCGGUCGAGGCGAAGGGGAAGAGUCUCUUCGGCGAGAGGCGCAUCGCCACCGCGCCGGAGGCCGCCAGAGGCGUGAUGCUGCGCCCCAAACCCGACGGCGAGGAGACGCUGGAAGCCGAAACGCACGACGAGGUGGAUCUGUCCUGA
This is a messenger RNA of Besnoitia besnoiti, 3687 nucleotides long. RefSeq lists its product as uncharacterized. The coding region runs from base 1 to 3687 and encodes 1228 amino acids. NCBI's taxonomy places the organism in Eukaryota, Apicomplexa, Conoidasida, Eucoccidiorida, Sarcocystidae. The record is from RefSeq and is a predicted model, not a curated record. The transcript is spliced from 21 exons.